Messenger RNA from Carassius auratus (goldfish), 2709 nucleotides. RefSeq names its product matrix metallopeptidase-21-like. Bases 55 to 1845 code for a protein of 596 amino acids. The transcript has 7 exons. Gene Ontology annotation, cellular component: extracellular matrix. NCBI's taxonomy places the organism in Eukaryota, Metazoa, Chordata, Actinopteri, Cypriniformes, Cyprinidae. Gene Ontology annotation, biological process: extracellular matrix organization; proteolysis; collagen catabolic process. Gene Ontology annotation, molecular function: zinc ion binding; metalloendopeptidase activity. The record is from RefSeq and is a predicted model, not a curated record.
CGCGCUCACGCUCACUCUCAGUGCAGGACACGGACGCGCAGCGGAGCUGUAACGAUGCUGGCUGUGAUCCGGCUGAUCUUCAUCCUCUGGACCUUCAUCUUCAUCAGCGCGGAGAAGGUCUUCCACAGCAGAGAUCAUUCAGAUGCGAUGAACGACAUCCGUCAGGCGGAACUCAUCACCGACACCGACACUGCACAGAGGUUUCUGUCUAAGUACGGCUUCAUAAGAGACGGAGAUGAUCCUCAGAUCCCAGCGGGUCAGACCGAGGUCAGUCUCUCUCUGGACCUUCAGGAGGGAGGAAGCGUGUCCAGAUCCAGCAGCCCUGAUCUCCGGUUCAUCUCGGCCCUGAAGGAGUUCCAGCGGGUGUCCGGUCUGCCCGUCUCAGGUGUGUUUGAUGACGUCACCAAAGCAGCCAUGAAUAAACCCAGGUGUGGCGUCCCGGACCAGGACGAGGAGCUGGAGUCUGCCGAACAAGAGCUGAACGAGACGGCCGAGUCCAACAGCACCACAACACACAAUCACACUCAUGCUGCAGCUAAUAAUACUGAACCUCCCGGGCGGAAACAGCGCCACCUAGCGGCGCUUCUGAGGAGCAGGAGGAGGAGAGAUGCGAGCGAGUGGAAGGGACACAUGGCCUUCUCUAAGAGUCUGCUGAAGUGGCGUCUGAUGGGAGAAGGUUACAGCAGUCAGCUGUCCAUCGACGAGCAGAAGUACAUCUUCAGACUGGCCUUCCGCAUGUGGAGCGAAGUCUCUCCGCUGCAGUUCGUGGAGGACGUCGACUCGCCUCUGGAGGACAUCGACAUCCGACUGGGCUUCGGGACAGGUCGUCAUCUGGGCUGCUCUCAGCGGUUCGACGGCGCCGGGCGAGAGUUCGCUCAUGCCUGGUUCCUCGGGGACAUUCAUUUCGACGAUGAUGAACAUUUCACCGUCCCAAACACAGGCAGCGGGAUCAGUCUUCUCAAGGUAGCGGUCCAUGAGAUCGGUCAUGUUUUAGGGCUUCCUCACAUCUACCGCUCCGGAUCCAUCAUGCAGCCCAGUUACCUUCCUCAGGACGCCGGCUUUGAGAUCGACUGGAUGGACCGCAAAUCCAUCCAGAGCCUGUACGGUGAGUGUAAGGGCCGCUUCAGCACCGUGUUUGACUGGAUCAGGAAGGAGCAGACGGCGUACGGCGAGGUGGUGGUGCGGUUUAACACCUACUUCAUGCGAGACGGCUGGUAUUGGCUCUAUGAGAACCGUAACAACAGAACCCGCUACGGGGAUCCGGUGGCGGUGCAGGUGGGCUGGCACGGGCUUCCCUCCAGCGGCGUGGAUGCUUACGUUCACGUGUGGAACCGCAAAACAGACGCUGUCUACUUCUUUAAAGGCGUGCAGUACUGGCGUUAUGACAGUGAGAACGAUCAGGUGUUCACUGAAGACUCAGACGGCCGCUCGUACCCUCGUCUGAUCUCUGAAGGCUUUCCCGGUGUGUCUGGACCAGUGGACACAGCAUACUACGACCGAAGAGAUGCUCACAUCUACUUCUUCAAGGGCUCACAGGUGUUCAGGUUUGAUGUGCGCAUGCACCGCUUGGCUUCUUCUUCCCCACAAAAAAUCACAGAGGUGUUUCCCGCCGUGGUCCCCGGUAACCAUCCCCUCGGUAACCUGGAUGCGGCGUAUUUCUCGUACUCACACAACACAGUGUUCCUGCUGAAGGGCUCGUGGUUCUGGAGGAUGGUGAGCGGCAGAGAUCGCAGACGGAGCGCCUCGCUGCCACCGAACGGCCUCAUGCCCCGCAGAGAGGUGGAGCAGCAGUGGUUCGACAUCUGCGACGUCCACAGCAGCUCUCUGAGAACCGCACGCAGAUGAUGAGAUCUGAUCUCAGAUCAGCCUCAUGCUGAAUGAGGAAGCCUGCAGCACUUGAACUGAACGGACGCUGAGCGCAUGAGGACGUUCAUCUGAAUCUGGGAUUUCCAGAUGAGUUCAAAUAUACAACUGAAGUCUCCGGAGGUUUAUGUUAAAGCAAUAGUUCACACAGAAAUGAACAUGUGCUGUAAAUGUGCUCAGCCUCAGUUCAUCCCAGAUCAGGAUGAGUUUGUUUCUUCAUCAGGUUUGUAGAAAUGUAGCACUGCAUCAGUGUCUCAUCAACGGAUGCUCUGCAGUGAAUGGGUGCCGUCAGAAUGAGAGUCUGAUAAAAACAUCACAAUAAUCCACAGCACUCCAGUCCAUCAGUGAACAUCUGGAGAAGACAAAAGCUGAAACACAUCCAUUUAAUUUAAAUUUUAUUUGUCAGUAUUCUAUAUUUUUGUGUGGUCUUCUGUAGUUAGAAGUUUAUUUAUAUAAAUCAGCAUGUAUGUCAGACAAUGCAGAGCAUCGAGAUUUGACAAAAACAUGUAUCUAUUUAUACUGUUUGCUGGAAUAUGACUAUAUUUAUUCCAUAAGUUAUUUGGUAACACUUUAAAAUAAGGUUAAAUACUUUAAUUAACAUAAACUAAGAAUGAACAAUACUUCUACAACAUGUAUUAAUAAUGUUAAUUUCUAAUAAUACUGAUGCAUUAUUAAAAGCUAAAGUUGUGUGAUGCACUGUAAAUGAACUAAAAGCGAAUGACAGUAUUUUCAUUAAGCAACAUCAACAAAGAUGAAUAAAUACUCCAAUAAAUGUAUUGUUCAUUGUUUGUUGAUGUUAGUUAAUAUAUUAACCAGCAUUAACUAAUGGAUCCUUACUGUAAAGAG